AUGGACGAGAAAACCACUCUCAAUCGAGCCAAACUUCCUGCAUUUAAACCGGGCUAUAAGUUGCUGGGUAUCUUUCAGAAAAGCCCUUCUUACCAACCUAUGCCAGAUGAAGACCCUGUGAAAGAUGAAGUGAAGCGGGAUGGCAUCGUUCAUUGGUGCUACAUCCCUUUUGCUUACCGGGCAUGCAUGGGAGUCCUCAUGAUCUCCUUGGUCGUACUGGCUAUCAUGGGAUUACAACCCGACCACAACAACACAGAUGUUUACCGCCUGGACGCAAGGAAGCAUAGAUGUGGAAAAACGCCUAAAGAAGCCCGCGAGCUUGGGUGCCAUUUCGACGUGGUCACUUUUGCGUGGGUACCCGAGGAGUGUUUAGACGAAGAGCUUGCCGCCGAAUUCCGUCUCCAGAAUUUCACCUGGUACAACGACCCAGCCGGGACUGCGACACACACGGAAGAGGAGCUGGCUGAGGAUCUUUACGACCACUGGAUUACACAAGGAGAUCAUGCGACACAUUGCUUCUUUGCGUGGAAAAAGACACAUCGCGCGAUAGAGGCUGGAAGGCCUUUACAUGGUGGACUUACCAAAUGGAAGCACACCCUGCACUGUGGUGACGUUCUUCUGUCAAAAGAAGACCCUAAGAGUAUAAGUGGGCAUGUGCGUCUGAAAUACCCUUUGUGUUGA
Molecule: messenger RNA, 681 nt
Organism: Parastagonospora nodorum SN15
Lineage: Eukaryota; Fungi; Ascomycota; Dothideomycetes; Pleosporales; Phaeosphaeriaceae
Exons: 1
Coding region: 1-681 (226 amino acids)
Source: RefSeq, a predicted model, not a curated record